AUGCUGCUGGAGGAUCAGGAUUUUAAUUUUUUUCUGCAACUUUUCCACAACAUCAUGCCACACGUGGACAUCCUCUAUGCCAAACUCCAGAAGAAGGACAUAGAUUCAGUCCACAUUAAGGGGAGCAUCCAGCAGUUCCAGCAGGACAUACAGAAGAUCAGAAAUUCUCUCCAUUCUCUGGUUAACCAAAGCAGUGAAGGAGCUUCUCAACCAAAGAGGCGGCGGUUGCUUAGUCCAGACGUCCAUGAACGGAUUGCAACAGAGGUCUGUGACACCAUACUCCAACACACCAUGGAACGGUUCUGCUUCACAAGCCACCUCGUUAGUGCCACCCUGCUGCAAGCAGACAGGUUUGAACAGUACACAGUGGCGUUUCCUGAAGAUGCACUGAGUAGGACUUUGAAGGCCUAUCCAGUGCUCAAUGGGAGUAAGCUAAAGACAGAGCUUAGUCUCAUCUACUGCAAGGAAGAGUUCAGAACCUGUUGUGGUGCUGUGGACCUACUGCAGCUGUUUAAGGAGAACAAUCUUGAAGAAGUCUUUUCAGAGACUGUCACUCUCCUAAAGAUCCUCAUCACCACACCCAUGACCACAGCAGAGGCUGAGAGGUGUUUCUCAACUUUGAAAAGAGUUAAGACUUUUCUGAGAAAUAGCAUGACCCAGGAGAGACUAAAUGCAUUGGCCAUGCUGUCAAUGGAGAAGAGAAUGGUGACUGAGAUCAUUGACUUUAACCAGAAGGUCAUUGAGAAAUUUGCAAGUCAGAAACAAAGGAGAGCAAAAUUGAUUUUCAAAUAG
Messenger RNA from Triplophysa rosa, 792 nucleotides. RefSeq lists its product as uncharacterized. The transcript is spliced from 3 exons. Bases 1 to 792 code for a protein of 263 amino acids. Gene Ontology annotation, molecular function: protein dimerization activity. The record is from RefSeq and is a predicted model, not a curated record. Lineage: Eukaryota; Metazoa; Chordata; Actinopteri; Cypriniformes; Nemacheilidae.